AUGUCUAAAGCAAUAACACAGAAUCGAAACGAAUCAGAAUUGAACGGUAAACGAGACGAAAUUAGCAGAUCUACAGAAGAAUUAAACAGCAUAGAGGGAGAUCUAAACCUAACUGAAUCCGAAUUCAACCAGAACAAUUCGCUUGUUAAUCUCACGAAGCCAUCAAGUGAUAGCGAACUAAUUGAGAGCAGCAUUUUAAUGAUAGCCAAUGGCAAUUUGAAAUGGCAAAAAAAUUUCGAAGAGCUUCGUCUAGCUGUUGACCGACUACAACUACAAUCUAGUAAAGGGUGGACAAGCCCGGGAGGUUACUGUAAACUGUUCGAAAGCGGGGAAGUCUCGAUACGUUGGUAUUCGAAUAGUAAAACUUUGACGGUGAAGGGGGAAAAGGCCGACGAAAUAAAAGAAAAACUAUUAAAUUUCGACCGCAAAUUGAGCGGUGAAGUCAAAGUAUAUUCGGAGAGUCCAAAGGUUGCAAAUAUUUUGGAGUCAACAGAUAGAAAUUUGCAUUUCAGGUCACGAAACUGUAGCGUGAACAAUGAAAUGACUCGGACAAAUGGUCAAAGUUACUCAACCAACACAAACGACGCAAACUACAAUAAAUCCACAGAAUUUUACGAAAUAAACUCUAAGUUGGAAAAUUAUUCACAAAAUGUUACUAGAAAGCUAGAUGCUCUAGCGGAAGAAAUUUCAACGAUAAAGGAGAAUAAAGAAAAUGCUGCUUACGGUAUACUGAUACUUGAAGAAACUGUUAAUGACCUUAAGAAGGAAAAGUAUGAACUUAACAGAGAGAAUGAGGACUUAAGGAGGCUCCCUACAGUUGCGUGCGGGAUGUUCGCGGGACCAGUACGUGAACUAUCCCACGCAACCGCAUGAUCAAAACAAAACAAAAUAUUUUUUUUUUAAAAAAGCUAUUUCUGAAAGGUUUCUAAUGGGGAAAAAGCGUUGAAUAAUACUUCGUUUUGAGUGCCAAAUUACUUGCGAGUCUAUACAGCAAUUCUACAUAUGAUACGAAUACCACUAGACCAAAAAUAGCUACGAAACAAUGUUUUUUAAUGUUUUUAAAAUAUACAUUGUCAACUGUAAAACAUUUGCAAAAUUGCAUACAAACGUUUAAAAAGUUAUUUACUUCUCAAGAAAACGUUCACGUUUUUAGUCGCGUUUCUACAAGAUUAGAGUGAUUAUAUGUAAACAGAAAAAUAUUUCAGUUUCAUAGCCUAAUUGUUCAUUUUUAGCAAAAAGUACAAAACCAAACAUGAAACAAAAAAACACGUCCACCUGUUAACAGGCUGUUACAGCUCAUAGAUUGAGUAAACGGCAGGAUUCAAUUAGCUUCAACCUUGUUUUCAUCGAUUUAAUCCUUCACAAUAAUCCUUGGCUGUCCGUAGCACUCAAAUAAAUCGAAAAGUUGACAAAAACAAAACAGUAAAAACAUUGCGGCUCGAUUUUGCUGAAUGAAAACUCGUUCUGCGCCCGCGUACAAUCUUUUACUAGUCAGCGACGCUUUUCAAUAGGGGAAUUUCUCUAGUUACACGAGGCUAUUUUCUAACUUUAUUUGCAUUUUACUCAUUAGUUUCGUCGGUGACCUAUCUUCAAAUUUUAACCACGAAUUUAUUUUGCGGUAAAUUUUAUAAAUUUCAAAUUUUAAAAAAAUUUGUAGUGUGGAAAUUUCGCAAUAAAUUUUUCGCUUUUAAAAAAAUCACACACUACAGAAUUUUUUUAAACUUUCACCACAGUUGCAGAGCAUCAUUCCUUAUUGAUAUAUGAAAUAAAAAAGAUAGGUCACCGACAUCGUUUUUGAGAUAGCGGCACAUUUAUGGGUUAAAUUGGAAGGCUUUAUGCUGUCGUCAUGUUGCCAUGGGAACACUGACAUCGUCGAAAUCUAGUUCGAAAUAUUCCUUAGGUGACCAAUAUUACCACCAAGUCGAAAAGAAUUCGCGUUCUGCACGAAUAAGCCUGUUUUACGGAAUUGUUGCUUAAACAAGAAUAACUGUAGGGAGCCACCUUAAAGGAGAAAAACAAGAACUUAUUUCAAUCUCUGUCUGAAGUAAGAGCUAAGGUUAUAGAACUUCAGGACGAAAAAUCGAAUCUCAUAACUGCCCUGAAGCUAAUUCAGCGAGAAUCAGUAUCACUAGCAGAAAAAAAAAAAAUUGAAGACCUGGAAUCUGAGAACAAGAAUCUAAGAGCUGCCGCAAGAACACUACAAGAAGACCUUGAUAAGAGCAAUAGAGAAAAGCGAGAAUUCACAAAAGCUAAAAAACGUAGCGAAAAUGUAUCCAUAACACCAAAUACGACUAUAUCAUAUGAGUCAAAGAACCAGUUCGAAGUUCUCAGCGUUAGUGACCACGAAGAAGAAGUAAACAAAUCUGCAUCAGAUCUGGAUCAAUCAGAGGCUAGACAUCAUAACACAGAUAUAUCAGCCAAACACGGAGAUAAGCCAAGUCAAAGCGGAGACAAACCAAACCAACGCCGAAGCGGGCAAAAUAGUCAAAAGAUCGAAAGACGCCAGCAAUCCAAAGCAGGGGCGGAUCUAGGAUUUUUCGUACCUCAGCCAAUUUUUUUGGUGGACGGGGCGUUAUUGGCGCUGGGCGUGGUCUCGACUGGGCGUAGUCGACUCCAGACGGGGGGGAGUGGGCGCUAAAUAAUUUUUAUGUUGAUAGUCCGCCACUGGAUUUUUAGAAUUUUCCGUACAUAAAAUGCGAUUUGGUCCCCCCCCCACACACCUAUUAACUUAAAUCCUAAUUAAUCAAAUUAGAAAACUUAUUUAGAUUAAAUUGAUAAACUCAAACGAACAUUUGAUUCUUAUCCACAGGCACAGAAAGAACAACUACAAAUGCACAAAGAUAUAUUGAUGAUAAUACUUUAAAACUCAGCAGCAAUUUAACAUGUUUUCCUGUGGAUUAAGAAUCGUCGUCAUAUUGGUACUCUACGCUUAUAAGUGUAUCAUUGUAAAACUUCUAAAAUCAUAUGGCAGCAAAUGCAUUAAGGAAAUAUACUGUUCUGUUACCAAAAACACAGAACUAUACAUAACAAGUAAUUGCCAGUAGCCUGAGCUCCAAAAGAAAACAACCAUAUAUUCAUUAACUAAGUCAAAAAUGUUAAGUCAAAUAUUAAUAAACUAAACUCUCCUACUAUUAAUAAAGUCUUACUGUGGUCUAUAUAUUGAACACAAAAUAUACUAUUAAUAAACUAGUAACAUCAGAAUGGCUACCAGUCAAAGAGCUUUUCAAGCUACCUACAAUUAAAUAUUUCACAUCAUCAUGUUACAUCAGACGUCGACCAAUGCGGUCUAACAAGCCAUGUCGAUAGGCUAUGGAUAAACAAUACACGUAUACGCGUUACGCGUACAUGUUGUGUGAUUAAUGCAUAAAUAUAAAGAAAUUUUAAAUAAAACUUCACUAACAUAAGAAUCAACAAAUGCUUACAAUGUAGACAUUGAAUAUUAACAUAUUUUAGCUUCUUGACGCGAGAAUUAUGCUAAUACAGCAAUACAGCAUAGCGAAUAUAUUAAAAUAUCAUAUGUCAGACAAUCAUUAACAACACCGAUGGCUUGCUACUCCGGUUUAUAAACCUUUAAUAUGAACUAAAGAUACAUCACUAUAAAACCAUAAAUUUAUCUACCUUAUUGCAGUACAAGCUUUGUCUUUCUCUAGCAGUAGCUCUCUGCGCCAAAAUUUCUAGCGAGGCUUCUGCUUGUGUUGUUGAUGGCGCCGUUCAGUAGCUUGUCAACAAAAUUCGUCCGUGAGGCAUCGAUAUUCUUUUCAAGCUCCGUAUACAAACGUUGUAUAGAGAUUCCAAAUUGUUUGCCGCAAUCGCAAACUGAACAUUGUCAAAAAAUGUUUCCAGAUAUCGCUGGUAGAAAUCGCUCGUAAUAGUAAACGUUCGAAAUAGUAAACACUCAGAGAUAAACACUAAUGCGGUGUUGACAAAUACCUCACGUUGCGAAUCCGUCGAAAAUAUAAACCAAUGACAGUGCAGAAUUUCUUUAAAUGGUUCAAUCAGAAGGCUCAUACUGAGCCCCUGAAUCUGCAAAUCCGUCAGGCCUCCCUACAGAUCCGUCGCAAAUGGCCGUAACCAUGGAAAUGAGCAUGUCAGCCAAUCAGAUAGCCGGAUUUGACCCCCGAAUCCGUCAACUUUCAUGCGUAAGACCGCUGUUCGUGACUGACUAACAUUACUUUGCCGAAGCUCUGCCGCAGCAUGAAACGUAUAACUGGACUACCGGUACGAUUCAACAUUUUAGUAACUCGAUCUACUGGCCACUAUAGAUAGCUGGAGUCAAAUUUUUUUAAGUAGGCUAUUUUUACUUCAGUCGCGCGACUGAUUUGACGACCCCUAGAUCCGCCCCUGAUCCAAAGGAAACAUACAAGAUCGUCAAUCAAAUUUGAACGAACGGAAAGAUAAAAGCGAACCCAAAGCGACAAAACAAAGGCAACCUAACAUUGUAAUCUUAGGGGAUUCAAUGUUAAAACAUUUUAAUCCCCGACGAAUUCAGCAAGGAAUUGACCAAAAGAUAUCAAUAAAAACCUUUCCUGGAGCUGGUGUUGACGAAAUGACCCACUAUGUUAAACCGAUGCUCCAAAAAAAACCAAAGCAUAUUAUCCUGCACAUAGGUACCAAUGACCUGCAAACGAAAUCGCCAGAUGCGUUAAUUAAAGCUGUAACAAAACUGGGAGAGGCUAUAACGCAAGAAAUAAGUGGUAUUGAACUUACGCUGUCGGAAGUCAUCACAAGAACCGACGAUUUGCAACUUGCUGAUAAGGUAAACAUUUACAAUAAUAAAUUAGACAAUCUAUGUACUGAACGCAAUUGGGGAUUUAUUACACAUAAAAGUAUCACUAAGACUCAUUUAAAUAGCUAUGGUUUGCACUUAAACCAAAGAGGAACAACUGCACUGGCAAGAAACAUAAAACAGUUUUUAAAAAAUCAAUCCUUAAAUUGAAAUCGAGCCGCGGUCAAGAAUACUGAUAGUAAUAAGCAUACUGAUCGAUUAAAGGGAUUCAAGAUCGCUCAUUUAAAUGUACGAAGCUUAAUCACGCAUAUCGAUGAACUAAAGCUGUAUCUUUAUAAACAACAAUUUGAAAUAAUUAGCGUUAACGAAACCAUGCUUGACCUGUCUGUCUCAAAUCAAGAGAUCAAAAUUAAUGGUUAUGAUAUUGUGAGAAAAGUAUGGUGGCCCAUAAGUGCCAUAAGAGUUUCCAGUACUUUUUUAAAGAUUCCUAGCUUUUUUUCACUCUAUUUAUCUAUUUUUUUAUUUCAAUCUCUUUACUUUACAUUAUAAUUAUAAAUCGUUUCAUUUUAUUCAGUAUAAGCAAAAUGAGUUUUAUUUUCCAAUAAAACGUUUCAAAAUUUUGAUUUGUUUUGUUUCAGUUUUGUUUUGUUUUGUUUUGUUUCAGUUUUGUUUGGUUUCAGUUUUGUUUUAUAUUGAAACAGUUCAGUUUUCAAAAAACUAAACCGAGUCCAUGGCCUAUGACUGCCAUAACCCACAAUCCCCUGCAAACAUACCAAAAAUAUAUUAUACUACAUGAAGUAUUUCGUGACACAGACUGUUCUGGUUCUGACCACUGAGGUUCUGACUCAGCAAAUUUGGAUGCGACAUAUUGAAAAACGUAGAUCACACGUGGGAGAUUCCGAUAUUUAAAAAAAACCCGUUUUGAAUGCUGCUCCCUCUGUGCCACAAAAAAUAAAUAUGUCGAAACGAAACUGCAAGGAGAAUUUCGCAAAAUUCAAAGAAAGAAUCUCUAAAAAGAGAAGAAAAGAAGACACAACUUCCAAAUCGGAUAUGGACUAUAUUACAGUUCAAAGACUCUCCUCGCAUGUCGAAGGAAGGUAUCAAAAAUAUGCAAGGAUUGGGCCUUUAGCAAGCGUUCCUCUCGGUCGAGAACCCACAAUCCAGAAUAUUAAAGAGGCUUGCAAGCGCUACUUCGACGUGGAAGAUGGAUCUCACUGUGAUAUACUAGCUGGGAAGAGAGGACCAUCUUGGACAGAAACGAGUCAGAUAAAUAACUGGAAGGUAAUCCAUAUCCGUUUCAUUGAGGGGAGUGAUGAGUACCAAUUGCGUGAUGAAAAGCCGGUAGAGAUCAGUUCCAGUCAACGGUGGAAAUCACAUGGGACCCCAUAGAAAACAACCCCUUCAAUGUCCACUAAAGUUGCAGCCUCUGUACCUCUGAGUGCUAUGCUUAAACUUGGCAAAAUAAUUCAACCUACUGAGGAAAUAGUUACAGUGCAGCUUGAAGAAUUCAAGAUAAAUGAAAAAGCAUGGGCUCAGCCGUUUGAAGCUACACUUUCUCUUUCCAAAGAAAAAUUUGCAAGUGGCAGCGUCAGAAAUGCAUACAUUGCCACCCCCCUGUCAGGCCUGAGUCCAGGAAAAUAUGUGUUAAAGAAGAUCAAAGAGGAAAAGGUUGAUGAAAUUGAGAAGCUGUUUAAGUCAAUUGAGGAGCACACAAGAAAAGCAGUGCAAAUCAAUGCACUAGUAAAAAUUUUGCUAUGACAUUAGCCAGUGACGCCCUGUUGAAUAUGGUCGUGUUCUAAGUUACACAAAGGUUUACUUUGGAAGGCUUUAUGGCGAGUUUGUAACAUUGGAAAACUAUCUAGAAGGAGAAUUCCAAAAGUAUGUGAACAAUACUGGGGAGGUUUAUGGAGAAAGUGAAGUAACCCAUAAGGCAGAAGCAUUCUGCCACUAUACUUAUGAAAGGUCAGAACACCAACUUAUGGUUGUAGACAUCCAGGGAGUAGAUCAUAAUCUUUUCGACCCAGAAGUUGCCAGUUCAACUCUUUUUGAUGCCAAUGACAAGACAAUAUUCUUUUGUUGUGGCAACCUUUCCACAGAUGCUAUUGAUAUGUUUAAGGCAGUACAUGUUUGCAACAAAUUUUGCCAUAUGCUUAAGCUUAAAGAAAUGUAG
This is a messenger RNA of Paramuricea clavata, 6896 nucleotides long. The record is from the annotation of a GenBank genome assembly. Lineage: Eukaryota; Metazoa; Cnidaria; Anthozoa; Malacalcyonacea; Plexauridae.